UUUAGUAAUUUAUUCUAAAAAGAAUGGUUAAUAAAACAGAAUUGGAAGCUAAACUAAAUGAAUUGCAAAAAUGGUUUCAAGAUAAUCCAAAAUUACCUCAAGAAAUCGAUCGUUAUCUUCUUAAGCGUUUCCUAAAGUGUAUGUAUACUGAUGUGGAGGAAACUAAAAAAUUAAUUGAAAUUAAUUAUUCGCAAAGAAGUAAAAAUCCCCAUAUAUUUAUCGAUCGUGAUCCUGAUGAUGAAGCAGUAAAACAAAUUCGGGAAGUAACUGAUAUAGUGGCGUUGCCAGGUUUAACCCCAGAUCGCUGUAAAAUACUCUGCUAUCGUUUAGUUGAUCAUGACGCAAAUAAGAUGAACAGCAUUGCAGAAUGUAAACAAUUUUUCAUGUUAUCCGAUACUCGUUUUACAAUGAAUGAUUUGGAUAUAGAAGAGAGUCUCAGUAAAACCAACAAUGGUUCUGAUACAGAAUUAGAUAAUAUGGCUGAUGGAGAUAUUCAAAUAGUAGACAUAUCUGGUUAUACAAUGCGCCAUAUAUACAAAGUUUCAAUCAGUACAAUGCGUAUGCAUAUGAAGUUCCUGCAAGAAGCCUAUCCUGUGCGAUUGCGUGCUAUGCAUAUUAUUAAUUGUCCUUCAUAUUUAAACAAAUUAAUUGCUGUGUUAAAACCCUUCAUACGAGAAGAUGUCUACAAAUUGAUACACUUUCAUACAACUGGACUGGAUACCUUAUAUGAACAUGUACCACGUGACAUGUUACCUGAAGAAUUUGGAGGUAGUGCAGGAAAAUUAGCGGAUAUUAAAGCUAAAUGGACAGAAAGAGUUCAAGAGAAAAAAGGCUAUUUAAUGGAUGAGAGGCAAUGGAAAGUCGAACAAGUAGAAUCUUCAAGUCGCUGGUCUUGGUUUUAGUUAUUAAUAUUUUGAAUUUAUUAUCUCACAA
Messenger RNA from Teleopsis dalmanni, 933 nucleotides. Its product is annotated as alpha-tocopherol transfer protein-like. Bases 24 to 902 code for a protein of 292 amino acids. Gene Ontology annotation, cellular component: membrane. The record is from RefSeq and is a predicted model, not a curated record. Gene Ontology annotation, molecular function: phosphatidylinositol bisphosphate binding. The transcript has 6 exons. NCBI's taxonomy places the organism in Eukaryota, Metazoa, Arthropoda, Insecta, Diptera, Diopsidae.